AUCCAUGCGAAAAUGCUAGUAAGUAGAGAAACAAAUAACAAACAAACGAGAUUUGCAACAUUUUUGAGUUUGAAACCUUAGCCAAUUUUAGUCAACUUACUGCGUCGUCGAAUUUGGCAUGAGGCAUUGCAGGUUGUGGUUUUUAGUUGAGUGAGUGACAGAAAAUCUUGGUUGGCUCCUCGUCGGCCACGAAAUUCAAGCCAAUCUCCCCCGUGGAAAUUAUAAUUAGAGUUCAAAUAUUUAUUUUGCACAUAUUUAUUUCAUAAAGUCUGUUUGUCCUCAACACAAAAAUGGGUGUGUCACUGAUGAACAGUCUCCGCGUUUUCUUGACCCAGAGUUCUCAAAAAAUUGGUGUUGUCAGCAGUGCGGGUGUGAUAAGCUUGCUGGGUCAUCAGUAUCAAGGUGCUACUAUAAGUCCUGUGGGGAUUUAUCACGUCCCGAGACGUACUGUCACGAGGUUGGCUGAGGUAGGAAAAUUGGAGAUACCUCGACUGGAUGCUAGCUAUGAUGUAGGGCAAAUUUUUCUGCAUCGGGUUUUCGGCUACCGUGGAGUCAUAUUGUUCCCGUGGGUGGCGAAAGUGUACGACCGUGAUCAAGCCAUAUCGACAAAGGCCAAGGACAAAAGUGUUGAAGGUGGUCAAGAAAUGGACGAGCCGACCGUGUUUAGUCAUAUCGGUAGAGAAGUGAAAUCUAAAUCGCAAAACUACUACCAGGUCCUUAUAGACUCUCGAGAUUGUCCCUAUAUUCGUGCACAGACGGAAGCGGUAACGUUUCUGGGUAAUCAGGAGAAUAGCCGAAGUUUGUACGCUAUUCCUGGGUUGGAUUAUGUUUCUCAUGAUGACAUAAUUCCCUAUGCAUCAACCGAAAAGAAUCCAAUGAAUCACGAAUUAUUUGAUAAGUUUCUGCAGUAUAAUCCGGAAGGAGAUCCGCCUUACUGGAAACCAAGAGAGACUUUGAAAGCCUGGCAAGAAAAGAAUCAUCCGUGGCUGGAACUCUCGGAUGUUCACAAAGAGACUACGGAGAACGUCAGGGUCACUGUCGUACCAUUUUAUAUGGGUUGCCGAGAGUCUCAUAACAACAAUGUGUACUGGUGGAGGUAUUGCAUUCGAGUGGAGAAUGUAGGAGAACUCAAUACACAGCUUAGAGAACGACAUUGGCGAAUUUUUAGCUUAUCAGGAACUUUAGAAACGGUUCGUGGAAGAGGGGUGGUUGGACAAGAACCAAUUCUCACUAAAGCUAGUCCAGCAUUUCAAUAUUCUUCCCAUGUGUCCCUGCAAGCGCCUUCUGGACACAUGUGGGGUACCUUCCGAAUGGAGAGAGAGGACGGAUGUACUUUUGACUGUCGGAUUCCACCAUUUUCAUUAGAAUCCAAAGGUGCUGAUGAAGGGAAGGUUGAUUAAGUUAUUACGAAGUUAUUACAAACAGAACACUAGCAGCUCACUUUUAAACGUGCAUAAUUAAUAUAGAAUUGUGUCAUCGAUAAAAUUUCCAUGACUCUAAAUCUCUUCGAUUAUCAGUAAUUUUUGUAUGUAGCUCAGUCCAGCGAAUUUUCUAUUUUGCAAAUGUCUAUGGUGUGGUUAGCUUUUAGUACAAUUGGACGACUGACAACGAGAAAAUUUUAAUUUUAUAAUGAUAAAGUAUUUCGCCUGAAAUUCUAUCACGAUACUACAUUAUAUAAAUCUUUGUGCACAACCUAAACUAUGUAUAAUAACAUAAUGAGGUUUGGAUAUAUUAAGUCAAUGUAAUUGUAAUCAUAAAUUGGAACAAAAUUUGUUUGAUUCGGUUAAGUUGUUGCUUUGGUUUACUUGUUAAUUAGAGAUCUCAAAUUGUUAUCCCUUUUAUGCUGCUGGUGCUAAGCUUAAAAGUAUUAAUUUUGUUUAUGCUUAAAUAUUAGAAUCCACAUGAUUUACUCUCCCAAUUGAUUUUUUCAUAUCUGGUGCUGUGUUUUGUUAAUUUUCUAAAUUCCCCAUAAAAUUUGAAAUCUUAGUAUUAAAUGCGGUGUCUUCUUAUAUUACUUGCUAGCAAGUACAUUUUACUAUACAUAUUCAAGUCGUCAUUAGGCAUUAUCUGAGAUUAUCGCAACCCUAAUAAUAAAGAUCCUAACGACA
Messenger RNA from Folsomia candida, 2108 nucleotides. RefSeq names its product polymerase delta-interacting protein 2 (gene POLDIP2). The coding region runs from base 291 to 1400 and encodes 369 amino acids. The transcript is spliced from 10 exons. The record is from RefSeq and is a predicted model, not a curated record. Gene Ontology annotation, cellular component: mitochondrial nucleoid; nucleus. Lineage: Eukaryota; Metazoa; Arthropoda; Collembola; Entomobryomorpha; Isotomidae. Gene Ontology annotation, biological process: error-free translesion synthesis. Gene Ontology annotation, molecular function: DNA binding.